GGUGAUUGGCUACCAUCCCUCCCUCCUGCGCCAGAAACACGAACUACUAGUCAAUCGCAGCGGAGGAUAGCCGGGCUUGUGGGAAAACGGGUGUGAAAGAAAAAAGAACGCACCAGAGAAGUUGGUUUUAAGGAGCUUUAACGAGAGCAAAGCUGGUAGAUCCGAAAGGAGCCCUCAAACAAUACUUACACAAAGAUGCAAAAUGUGCUUUAUUUAAAGGAAUUCUGAAGAUGCCUCACAAGCCUUACAUCCAUUUAUUGUAUGGACACCCAUCUACCAAUCAGAAGACAGAAUGAGAAAAGACAGUGGUGCAAGAAGUUAACUGUAAAAAGUUUAAAUUCGUUUAGUCUUCGUCUCGUUAGUCCUGCACAUCGACGCAAUGUUGAUCAAAACGAUCUCGACCGCGUUUUUCAUGUUUGCUUUCGUUAAAAGCGUCAGUUCGAGUCCAACUGGAGUCCAGACAAGUGAUGCGGGCGAAAUGGAGAACGGGUCAGGGAUGCUGCAGAUAGAAAACAUCAACCUUCUGGAUCAGCUGUGGCAAGUGGCAAACAGCAGUAAUGCCUCUGUUACUCUGGAGGGUCAGAGAUGUCCGGUGCUGCAUGUAGGACAGUACUCCACUCUCGCUCUGCCUCUACGCCAGUUAUUUGGACACAGCUUUGGAGAUGAGUUCAGUUUGCUGAUGCAGCUGCGCAGUUCUCAGCGUGAUGACCGCAGCCUGCUGACCUUCCUCUGCCCUGACGGACACAUCCUUCUGCAGAUCCGCAUCAGUGCCUACGCCUUCACCUUUAUCAGCACACAGCAGCGCCACUACGAGUUUCCUGUGACUGUGUUGUCUGAUGGUAAUUGGCAUCGAGUAGCAGUGAGUGUGUCUACAGGGCGGUUAGCGCUGUAUGUGGACUGUGCUAUGGUGGAAAGUGUAGACUGGGCCUACCAGGAUGGCCUGGGCAUCACCACCGAGGGACUGGUCAUGGUGGGAGGAAUCAUCGAGGGAUUUGAAACACCGUUUGAGGGUGAUCUGAAGCAGGUGACAUUCCUGAUGGGGGAACCAGACGCAGCCAGAGAUCAGUGUGGUGUGUUUGUACCACAAUGUGAUGGGGCUGCUCACAAACCCCCCCGAUCCCCUCGGACACAUGAACUAGAGGAGCUCCUGCUGUCCUCAAAUGACCUGGAGGACUUACUGGAGAAUUCAGACCCAGCGGACAGGGACUCCAUGCGCACUGCGCUGACCGGUCUGAGGAGACGUGGGCUAGUUCGUGGAGACGGUACGCUCCCUACAGGCUCCGAGAGGCCCAGAUCUGUGGGCCGCGGAGACGUCUUUGAGGUGGAUGAGGACACUGAUCUGGCUGACCCCAACACACUGUCCAAAAAUGGUGGCUUACCUCACAAGACCCACAUAGCCCCUGCUAAAGGCAGCAAUGGAGGCAAACCAGACUCUGCAUCUAAGCAUCUGGAUGAGAACAUCACCACUGAAAAGAGCAAAGAUGACAAAACUUUCCCUAAGAAGCCAGUGGAUAACACUGUUAUCGAUCUGGAUGUUAGGAUUCCCUCUGUCUCAAAGAAACCCUCUGGAGAAAGCCCACUGGAGCCCCCCUCAGGACCUGAUGACUCUGAGUCCAACCUGGUAAAGGAAGUGGAGGAAAAGCGAGCAACAACCAAGGCUCCAUUUAUCACAUCCACCAAGGAGAGCAUUAGUCAGGACCGAAGAACUACAACUGCCAGCGUUCAUGACUCUUUAGGCACUGUGGUUCUCACAGGUAAAGAAGGGGGCCUGGUGAGAGGCUCAGAUGGGAGAAUCUAUCAGGUCCGCAGAGGGCCUCCAGGGCCAGUGGGUCCCCGUGGGCUAACAGGGUGUCCUGGCAGUGAGGGCUAUCCAGGGUUCAAAGGUGACAAGGGCAGUGUGGGUCCAGAGGGACAUCCUGGUCGCCAUGGAAACCCAGGCCCACCAGGUCCACCUGGACUACCAACUCUUUAUUUGUGGAGGAACACCGCUGAAGAGUGGGCUGCCUUUCAGCAAACCUCAUUCUUCCAGCUGCUGUACGCAGGUUGGCCUAGACAGCAGGGUCCACUUGGGCCAGACGGAGAGAUGGGAAAAUCAGGCCCACAGGGACCACCAGGCGAUCCUGGAGAAAGAGGACAACCAGGGCGCAUAGGAGAUAUGGGUGAUCCUGGCCCACCCGGAGUCCCUGGAAAAGCAGGCAUUCCUGGGAAAGAUGGAGAAAAUGGUCUGAAUGGACAACAGGGGCCUUCUGGGAUACCUGGACCACAGGGGCCUCUUGGCUAUAAAGGAGACUCUGGCUCACCUGGAGAAAAAGGAGAUGAGGGACUUAUUGGAGCAGAGGGUCCCUGUGGACAUAUGGGGGAACCUGGAGAGAAAGUAAGGGCUCCAAAGGACUCCCCUGGUCAGCCUGGUCCUCUUGGUCCUCAAGGGCCACAAGGGCUCAGAGGGAUUGAGGGCCUCGAGGGGCCUCCAGGGCCAGAUGGGGAUGAUGGGUUAGAAGGCCCAGCAGGUCCACCAGGGGCUCCAGGCCCUCCUGGGGUCACUGGCUUGGUCGGCGCUCAGGGGGUGAAUGGUUCGAGGGGAGAGGCCGGACCUGCAGGAAACUCCGGCCCCCGAGGGCCUCAGGGUCCUCAGGGAUUGGAUGGGCAGAUUGGGUCUCCAGGGCCUCCGGGCCCACAGGGCCGGCCAGGCAGAGAAGGCAUAAUUGGCCCAAAAGGAGAUCCUGGACCUAUUGGGCCCACAGGCCUUCGGGGCGAGCCUGGGUUCGAGGGCCCCAUGGGUGCUGCAGGACCACAGGGCUCACAUGGUUUUAUGGGUGACAGAGGUAAACGAGGACCUGAUGGAGACAAGGGGGAUAUGGGACCAAAAGGUGACAAAGGUAUUAAAGGGGCCCCAGGGAUACAGGGUUCUCAGGGUGAACAGGGAUCUUCAGGUUUUCCUGGUUUUCCAGGAAUGAAAGGUCAGCCUGGACCAAGAGGGAUCCAGGGAGAAGAUGGAGAGGCUGGUCCACGGGGCAAAACAGGAAAGGAGGGUCCAAAGGGGCAGAGGGGCCCAGAUGGCCGUCAGGGAAAACCAGGACCCAGGGGGCCAAAGGGCCGUACCGGACAAAGAGGUCACACUGGUAUGCCCGGACCACCGGGGUUGCCAGGUUCUCCAGGAGCAGUGGGAGCUGAAGGAAAGCCUGGUACACAGGGACCUCAAGGUGCUAUGGGUAACCCAGGGGAAAAAGGACUAAUGGGCUUUCAGGGCAUUGCAGGAGAGCACGGUCUGGAUGGACCACCAGGACCUCCUGGUCCACCGGGUCGAGAAGGGCCGAUGGGCAGUCCGGGGCCGCCAGGAGAGAGGGGUUUCUCUGGGAAGUCUGGAGCAGAGGGUCCUCAGGGCCCUGUUGGCAUGUAUGGCUUCCCAGGACCUAUGGGCAUGCGAGGAAGACCAGGACACAUGGGAGAACGGGGACAGCCUGGUGUGAAAGGACCUCCAGGACCCCUUGGGAAGCCUGGACCCCCAGGUCCCCCAGGGCCAGUUGGAGAAAGAGGCCCUCCGGGAGCCCAGGGCAGACAAGGAGAUCCUGGGCCACAAGGAAUAGAUGGAAUGUCUGGUCCUCCAGGGCUGCAGGGAGUGGAUGGAACCAUGGGAAGGCCAGGACCUCCUGGCAGUAAAGGUGCUCCAGGAGAUCCAGGCCCAAAUGGGCCUCCAGGUAUCCCAGGCCCUCAGGGUGCUGAUGGCUUGCCAGGACCACCUGGGGAGAGAGGAGACAAGGGAACACUGGGUCCUCCUGGUGAUUUUGGGCCAGCUGGACUCGAAGGACAACAGGGUCCACCAGGUCUAGCAGGACCAGAAGGACCACCAGGGAGAAAAGGGGAUCAGGGAGAAAGGGGUCCCUGUGGCAAUAUUGGUCCUCAGGGAAAGAAAGGAGACCGUGGUCCACAGGGUGCGAAAGGUCUACAGGGUCCACCUGGGCAAGUGGGCAAAGAGGGAAGUGUUGGUCAGACUGGAGACGCUGGUGACCCGGGACCUAAAGGAGAAAAAGGUGAUGCAGGCCCUUGGGGGUUCACUGGUUUGGAGGGUCCAUGGGGAGCCCUGGGGGAGAAAGGAGAACGAGGUCCCAAAGGGGACAAGGGCAACAUCGGCCUUCUGGGUGAGCCAGGUCUCAUGGGUGGACUUGGACCUGCUGGGUUAAAAGGACUGCAGGGUGAGACAGGGCCACCAGGACCGGUAGGAGCCAAUGGACCCCCAGGGAAUAAGGGUGAGCUGGGGCCUAGUGGUGUAUGUGGCGUUCCUGGAAACGCUGGGCCUGAGGGAGCAGCAGGAGCAGCAGGAGUGAGAGGAGACACAGGAAAGCCGGGACCACAGGGUAGUGAAGGUCCUGUAGGCCCUAAAGGAGAUUUUGGGCCUAAAGGAUUCACAGGGCCAGAUGGAGAGAAAGGAGAUUCAGGGAAUCAAGGAGAACCAGGUGAAGAGGGGCUAGAGGGCCUACCAGGUAUUCAAGGACCUCCUGGACUGCCUGGUUUAGAGGGAUCCCCUGGGGAGUCAGGUGCUCAGGGGCCACCAGGCCCACCAGGAGCCCAGGGAAGCAUGGGUAGGCCAGGGCUGGAGGGAACACAGGGCAUGAAAGGAGAGAAGGGAGAUGAUGGCAUUACUGGACCUCCAGGAAACAUGGGUCUCACUGGAAGGAGGGGAAAAAGAGGCAAAGCUGGUUCACGGGGCCUAAGAGGACCAAGAGGAGAAAAGGGAGAGACAGGGGAGAUGGGAGAGAAAGGAGUGCCUGGAUGGGCGGGGCCUAUGGGUAUCAUAGGACCACGAGGAGAGACGGGAGAUCAGGGUGUAAAAGGCGAAGAGGGGGAGAAAGGUGACCAAGGACCAGAUGGUCCACCAGGAAAAGAUGGUCUAAAGGGUAGCCAGGGUUCUCUGGGGCCACCUGGACCACCAGGACCAAAGGGGGAUCAGGGCAAUAUUGGUCCUGCUGGACGAAGAGGGACACCUGGAAUACCUGGACUACAUGGUUUGUUUGGAGAAAAGGGUCUGAAGGGGUUUCAGGGAGCUCCUGGGCCAGCUGGAAAGAGAGGCCUUCCAGGACCAUCUGGACCUCCAGGACCUCCAGGCCUCUCUGUGAAUCUUACUAUGAAUCAAAUUAAAGAUCUGAUGUAUGUUUCAGACAAGCCCAACUACUCACUGAUUCAGGUUCUCCUGGACUCUCUGUUCCAUGACCUGAGGCUGCUGCAGGAUCCACCUGAUGGCAGCAAGGAGCACCCAGCCACUACUUGCCUGGAGCUAUUGCUGGGCCAGCCCAACUACACCAGUGGGUUCUAUUAUAUUGACCCAAAUCAAGGCAGUCCUGCAGAUGCUCUUUUGGCUUACUGCAACUUCUCUGAGUCAAAGGCAGAAACGUGUCUCCACCCUAGAACUGCACAGCUCCCUAUGAAAGCAUGGCUGAAUGAUUCUGUGACAAAUAGUUCUUUCUACUGGCUCAGUUCCCUUCAGAGUGGUUUUCAGUUUGAAUAUCCAGGGCUCACUGUGGUCCAGGUUCGCUUCCUGAGACUUCAGAGCAACCUGGCCGAGCAGAGAGUGACCUACUCCUGCUACCCCGGACACAGACUGGGUCAGGCACAACGACAGGUCAAGUUUCUCACUGACUCUUUGAGGCAAAGCUACUUGGGGGCCGUGCAGGACUGUGUGCCUGCCAAGGAGGUAGAUCCUGGACCUCGGGAGUCUGUGCUUCAGUUUGAAGACAAAGACCUGCUCCCUCUCCGAGACGUUGCAGUGUUUGCCAACAGCAGCCUUUCAGAAGAGUUUGGAUUCACAGUGGGACCCGUGUGCUUCAGCUAGAGUCUGACUGUCAGAGAAUGCUUUGAGGCGUAUAACUUCACACGCAGAAGCCAGGCAACAACAGAAGCCGGAAGAGAACUGGAUAGCAUGAGGAUGGAAGGACCUGCGGCUGUACCUCAGGACGGGCUCUUUAUAAUCCUCAUCACGUGUUAAUGACUCCUUAAAAAAAGGCACUUUUUUACUGGUGCUCCUUACCAAAUGAAUCGUGGUGUAUGUUUACAAAGACAUUUGGUUUUGUAAUUUAUAUACUGUGUUAUUAUUAUAGGAGUUGGCUUUUUUGUUGUGUCAUUUAGUUUAUUUCUGGUUUAUUCCCUCAGCUGGACUUGUAAUGAGAGGAGGAUCUAUCUGUGGGAAACAGCCUCCGUAGCCAAUUGCAAAGACAGGGUCUUAAUGUAGCCACUAUGUGGUUGCAAAGUCCAACUGUACUCAACCUGAAAGUAUAAUCCACAUCUUUUAAUAGACAGUCUUAGAAUCACAAAAAUAAUAAGAAUAGAAAAUGUGUGGAACGAUUAUUUGUUUUUUCUUUUCUGAAAAAGUGUUAACAAUGUGUUCUCAUGGGAACACGGCUUCAGCCUCACCUUCAAAUGAGGUUACAGGAAGAUUUUUGCAGAGAAAAUAACCCAAUUUAGUCUUUUUUCCCUUCAGAGUGCUCAGCAUUCUGUAUGUCUUACAGUGUAUAUUAGAGUCCAUUUCCAGAUGUGAGUUACAGCUUUAACAUUUGAGUGUGAAGGUGGGCUGCACAUGUUUAUGAACAUACAAGCACCAGUAUUGGGGGGUAGUUACUCAAAAAAAAGUAAUCAAUUACAAAUGACUCUCAAACUGUGAUUAUUACUUUCUGGAAAAAGUAAUCUCACCACUUAUUACGUUACAUCUGUGGUACUCUCUAAAGCCCACACAUCUGUAC
Messenger RNA from Colossoma macropomum (tambaqui), 6728 nucleotides. Its product is annotated as collagen alpha-1(I) chain. The transcript has 68 exons. Gene Ontology annotation, molecular function: extracellular matrix structural constituent. Bases 380 to 5824 code for a protein of 1814 amino acids. NCBI's taxonomy places the organism in Eukaryota, Metazoa, Chordata, Actinopteri, Characiformes, Serrasalmidae. The record is from RefSeq and is a predicted model, not a curated record.